Messenger RNA from Monascus purpureus, 1380 nucleotides. Lineage: Eukaryota; Fungi; Ascomycota; Eurotiomycetes; Eurotiales; Aspergillaceae. The record is from the annotation of a GenBank genome assembly.
CAUCCAUCAACUUCCUCUUCAACUCAAUUCAAUUUCUCUCCUCUCUUCAUCACCAGAAUCACAUCUCCAACCAUGGCAGCCUCCCAGCCCUCCCUCAUCCCCUCCGACGAAAUCGAUCGCGUCUUCGCACACACCACCAACCUCGCCUCCUCGGCUCUCAAUAGCAGAAUUGUCGCCCGCUCCAACGAUUACUUCGCUGCUGCAGAGAACCUCCUUACUCCCACUGCUCCAAUUCACCGUCCCGGAGUCUUCGUCCACACCGGCGCCUGGUAUGACGGGUGGGAGACGAGACGGCACAACCCCAAUCCCUACGACUGGGUCGUGAUCAAACUGGGCGUGGCCAGCGGCACCAUCCAAGGCGUCGAGGUCGAUACGGCUUAUUUCGUGGGCAACUACGGCGAGAAGGCCGAGCUGCAGGCGACCUUCGCCCCCGCCCUCACGGACGAGGAGAUUGGAGAUCCCAACUACCCCGACUGGAAGACGAUCCUUCCGGCUCAACCAUGCGGUCCCUCGCAAAGACGUGCAUGGAAGCUGAACGACUAUGAUCCUGCAAAUCCCACCCCUUACACCCAUGUGAGGUUGCUGAUGUACCCCGAUGGUGGAUUUGCCCGCUUGCGGCUGUACGGACAGGCUAUCCCGCCGGCUCUCCCACCGCAAGGCGGCCCAGAUGGCAACAAGGGCCUUCUACCGCUCGUGGAAGAGGAACUGUCAUCUGCGUUGCUAGGUGGGCUGGCCCUGGGUGCAUCGGACCAGCACUACACUCCAUGCUCGAACCUGCUUCUUCCAGGACGAGGCAAGGAUAUGGGUGACGGCUGGGAGACUGCACGCUCGCGUGCCCCAAACCACGUCGACUGGGCCAUUAUCAAACUGGGCCUGCCUGGAUCCAUCAGCAAGGUGGUUGUCGAUACGAAAGAUUUCCGCGGCAACUUCCCGCGAGCUGUGCGGGUGCAUGGAUUGCUGGCGAGCACCAAGGCGGAGAAUCCGGGACACGAUCACCCUGGAUGGGUGGAGAUUGUGAAGGGUGACAAGCCCUGCACGGCUGAUACGGAGCAUGUCUUUGAGGGGGCUGAUUUGGUUGCUGGUCAUGAGGAUACGCAUGUCUUCUCGCAUGUUAAGCUGACUCUUGUGCCUGAUGGAGGAGUGAAGCGGUUCCGGAUCUUCGGUAGGAGGGUCGUUGGCUGAGGGUAUGGAUCACUGUUGAAAAGGGAAAGCAAGGAAGGAAAAGUAUUAUUGAAUACUAUACAUAUAUGCUGUGUUAUUACAAAAUGAUACUGUUUGAAGUAUGUCGAGGUAAAUUAGGAUUGUUCCAUUUCUCCGAUAUUGGCAUAGAACUUCAACCAUCUGCACGUUCUACUCGGUUCAUUGCACAUACCAGAAAUA